This is a messenger RNA of Mycena indigotica, 981 nucleotides long. RefSeq lists its product as uncharacterized. The record is from RefSeq and is a predicted model, not a curated record. The coding region runs from base 1 to 981 and encodes 326 amino acids. Lineage: Eukaryota; Fungi; Basidiomycota; Agaricomycetes; Agaricales; Mycenaceae. The transcript is spliced from 5 exons.
AUGACUCACGACUCCCCCAACAAGAACCGCGCUCGGAAACCAUGGACGGCCGAGGAAGAUCGUCUGCUCCGGGGCGGAGUGGCUAUUGAGGAGGGCAGGGGGUCCGCGCCUUCGCGAUGGAUGGCCAUUGCGCAACACGUGCCUGGCCGCAGUAACAAGGACUGUCGCAAGCGAUGGUACUCGAAGCUUACUGCUGACAUAACACGAGGCGAAUGGGCGUACGACGAGGACGCGCGGCUUAUAAGUGCUGUUAAGCAGUGCGGACCAAGAUGGUGCCACGUCGCAGAAAUUGUGCAGACGCGGAACAGUGACCAGUGUGCCAAGGGCUGGAGCGAUACUCUUGAUCCCGCGAUUGAUCAUGGUGCAUGGUCGGAAUCACAGGAUAACCUCCUCAUUGCUGCGGUGCAGGAGCAGGGGACAAAAUGGUCGAAGAUUGUGAAGAAGUACUUUCACGGAAGGACCGGGCUUGCGGCAAAGAAUCGAUAUAACUCCCUUACACGGAAGAAGUCAUGUUCCUCGCGGCACUCGAGUCGCAGCGUUUCCGAGUCUGCCUUCACCUGUGGCAGUCCUGUGCCAUUUGGCCCGCUCGAUGUCUUGUUCCAAGACGUACCUGAGCCUCCUCCCAUUGUUGCGCCCCAGCACGGAUGGCCCGGGCAGCAGGCCACAGACGGCUUGCUCCCACCACCGCUAGAUGACCAUGCGAUUAAUGUGGCCCUGGGAAUGUCGCUCCCGCUUCCGGUGCACACCACUACACCUGCGGCGCCUGUUGGCUCGUCAUCUGUGGCACUCGACUCGGACAUGAACAGUUUCCUACCAGCAUUCCCGCCAGCCAAUGUCCAGCCGGUUCAACCCGACAUGAAUGUUAUGCCGUCAUUUCAGGAUUUUCAGUGGACCUUGGACUGUGACAGUGUUUCUACAGAUACUUCUGGUACGACGAGUCUUGGAUUGUCUACGUUUGGACAUGUUGCGCCUUCUCGAUAA